AUUUCUCCACUUUUUUAGUCUAUAAAAUCUGACCUCACUAACUUCCUUACUCACACAAACACAAAUUACUAAUCUUUCUCUUCAACCUUCAAAAAAACCUUACUAUCUUCCUACAAUGGCUUCCAUGGCUUCCGCUGCUCUUACAGCCAAAAUAAACAAACCAUCCUUCUUAGAUUCUCCCAUCUAUGGCGCACCUUUAACAACAUCAAACCCGACCCGAUCUGUCUCCUACAAACAACCCAAACCCGCCAUUUCCAUGUCCGCCACUCCAACCCCACUUCCAUACGACCUCAACAACAUCAAAUUCGAUCCGAUCCGUGAAUCGAUAGUUUCCCGUGAAAUGACCCGUCGUUACAUGACGGACAUGAUUACUUUCGCCGAUACUGAUGUCGUCAUCAUCGGCGCCGGUUCAGCCGGUUUAAGCUGCGCUUACGAACUCAGCAAAAACCCGAACAUCAACAUCGCAAUCAUCGAACAAUCGGUAAGUCCCGGUGGUGGCGCGUGGCUCGGAGGACAACUAUUCUCCGCCAUGGUUGUCCGUAAGCCGGCUCACCGCUUCCUUGACGAGAUCGGCGUAGCCUACGACGAACAAGAUAACUACGUCGUAAUCAAACACGCCGCUCUGUUCACAUCCACAAUCAUGUCAAAAUUAUUGGCUAAACCUAAUGUGAAACUUUUCAAUGCCGUUUGUGCUGAGGAUUUGAUAGUGAAAUCGGGUCGGGUUUCAGGGGUGGUUACAAACUGGGCUUUGGUAUCGAUGAAUCAUGAUACACAAAGCUGUAUGGAUCCGAAUGUAAUGGAGGCGAAAGUGGUGGUUAGUUCGUGUGGGCAUGAUGGACCAUUUGGGGCAACAGGGGUUAAACGGUUGUUGGAUAUUGGAAUGAUCAAGAAUGUUCCAGGUAUGAGUGCUUUGGAUAUGAAUUCUGCUGAAGACGCCAUUGUUAGAUUGACAAGGGAGGUUGUUCCUGGAAUGGUUGUUACUGGUAUGGAGGUUGCUGAGAUUGAUGGCUCUCCUAGAAUGGGACCUACUUUCGGGGCCAUGAUGUUAUCAGGACAAAAGGCAGCCCAUUUAGCCUUAAGAGCAUUGGGCCUAGACAAUGCCCUUGAUGAUGGUUCAGUGAAAGAGAUGUUACAACCCGAGUUUAUAUUGGCAUCAGCUGAGGACAAUGAGAUUGUGGAUGCUUAAUAUCUCUAAGCCCAGCCCCGCCCCGCCCAGCCCAGUCUAUCUCAGCCCA
Messenger RNA from Amaranthus tricolor (Joseph's coat), 1235 nucleotides. RefSeq names its product thiamine thiazole synthase, chloroplastic. The coding region runs from base 116 to 1186 and encodes 356 amino acids. NCBI's taxonomy places the organism in Eukaryota, Viridiplantae, Streptophyta, Magnoliopsida, Caryophyllales, Amaranthaceae. The record is from RefSeq and is a predicted model, not a curated record. Gene Ontology annotation, biological process: thiamine biosynthetic process. The transcript is spliced from 2 exons.